This is a messenger RNA of Sphaeramia orbicularis (orbiculate cardinalfish), 2229 nucleotides long. It is a transcript of the gene aoc1, whose product is annotated as amine oxidase copper containing 1. The record is from RefSeq and is a predicted model, not a curated record. The transcript is spliced from 4 exons. Gene Ontology annotation, molecular function: copper ion binding; quinone binding; diamine oxidase activity. Bases 1 to 2229 code for a protein of 742 amino acids. NCBI's taxonomy places the organism in Eukaryota, Metazoa, Chordata, Actinopteri, Kurtiformes, Apogonidae. Gene Ontology annotation, cellular component: plasma membrane. Gene Ontology annotation, biological process: amine metabolic process; response to antibiotic.
AUGAGGUCUCUCUGUCUUCUGCAGUUAAUCUUUCUGUCCUUUUGUGCUGCAUCAAGAGCCAGAGACUGGGCCCAUCAUGGUGCCCCCAUGUUUGCAGACCUCACAGUCCGUGAGAUGAAAGCCGUCCGGUCUUACCUCCAUGAUAUUCCAGAAAUGGGUCUUGUUAGUGCACAUAGCAAAGAUCUGAAGAAGAACAGCAUCCUACUGAUGGAACUCCAUGUGCCAAGGAAGCAUGAAGCUCUGAGAGCUCUGGAUCGUGGACAGGCCAGGCCUCCACGUCAAGCCCGGGUGAUAGUACAGUUCGGGAACCAAACCAAGCCAAACAUCACUGAAUUCAUUGUUAGUCCUCUGCCAUCUCCAAACUCCCAUGAAGUCAGGACAUUCAAAGGGGAUAAACCAAUUUCUUUUGAGUCAAGGCCCAUUACUUCUGCAGAGUAUCAUCAUAUAACUGACAUCCUUGAAAAGAUCAGCACUAAAGCUCAUAAGCUUCUAUUUGAGCUCACGGGAGGGUUCACUUUCACUAACUGCUCUGACAGGUGCCUUACAUUUUCAGACAUAGCCCCUCGUGGAUUGUCUCCAGGUGAGAGAAGAACCUGGAUCAUGUUGCAGAAGUUUGUGGAGGGUUACUUCAUCCACCCAGUGGGGUUUGAAGUACUGAUAAACCACCAGGACCUGGAUCCUGAAAAGUGGCAUGUUGAAAAGGUCUGGUACAACAGCAUGUAUUUUGAUAGUGUAGAUGAGCUGGUAGCAAAAUACGAAUCAGGGGACGUGGCAAAGGUCAAACUCCCAGAUCAUGAUGAGGAUGACCUCUUUUCUACCUACAUCCCACGGGGUCACAGCAACACUGCCACUAAUAUCCAUGGACCCAAACUUGUGGAACCCCAGGGACCUCGCUAUCACAUUGACAAGAAUUUUGUUGAAUAUGCUGGGUGGUCCUUUGCCUACCGUGUCCGCUCAUCAGCAGGGCUUCAAGUGUAUGAUCUUCGUUUUAAUGGAGAGCGUAUAGCCUAUGAGAUCAGCCUCCAAGAAGCUAUUGCCAUCUAUUCUGGUGAUACUCCUGCUGCCAUGCAAACAAAGUACAUUGAUGCAGGCUGGGCCAUGGGCUCCUCAACAUAUGAGCUUGCACCUGGAAUUGACUGUCCAGAGAUUGCCACCUUCGUUGACCUUUACCACUACUUUGACACAGAUAAGCCUGUGCGCCACAAAAAUGCACUCUGUAUUUUUGAGAUGACCACUGCUAUGCCCCUCAGAAGGCAUUUCAACUCCAAUUUCAUGGGAGGAUAUAACUUCUAUGGCGGCCUGGAGAACACAGUGCUAGUGAUGCGAACAACCUCAACAGUUUAUAAUUAUGAUUACAUCUGGGAUUUCCACUUCUUCCAGAAUGGAGUUGUAGAGGUAAAAGUCAGUGCCACUGGAUACAUCCACGCCACUUUCUUUACACCUAAUGGUCUUCACUAUGGUACCAAGGUCUACAACUAUGUGCUGGGGAACCUGCACACACACCUUGUCCAUUAUAAAGUGGACCUGGAUAUUGCAGGUCGAGAGAACAGCUUCGAGUCGAUCAAUCUAAAGUUCGUCAACUUCACAAAUCCUUGGAGCCCUAAUGAUUUCAUUGUCCAGUCCAAACUCCACAGGAUAGAGCAUAAAACAGAGCGAACUGCUGCUUUCCGUUUUGGCAAAAAAUUCCCCCGUUAUGUCCACUUCUACAAUGCUAAUGAGAAAAAUAAAUGGGGGCAUCAAAGGGGUUACCGUAUUCAGUUAAACUCCCAUGCCAACAGCGUGCUGCCAAGAGGCUGGAAAGAAGAAAAUGGAAUCAGUUGGACAAGGUACUCCCUAGCUGUGACUCGUCAUAAAGACAGUGAGGCCAGCAGCAGCAGCAUUUACAACCAGAAUGACCCAUGGGAACCAGUUGUGUCAUUUGAAGAUUACAUCCGCAACAAUGAAGACAUAGUCAACCAGGACCUGGUUGCCUGGGUGACAGUGGGCUUUCUGCAUGUUCCUCACUCAGAAGACAUCCCCAACACAGCAACGCCCGGCAAUGCAGUGGGCUUCUUCCUCAGACCCUUCAACUUCUUUGAUGAAGACCCUUCGUUAGCAUCCAGAAGCACUGUCAUUGUACGUCCGGACAAGGAUGGCAAACCCAAGGUCCAGAGGUGGACACCUGAGGUCGUAGGUCACUGUGUGACAGAUAAGCCAUUCUUUUACAAUGGGACAUAUGCAGGAGUAUAG